Molecule: messenger RNA, 1234 nt
Organism: Ziziphus jujuba (common jujube)
Lineage: Eukaryota; Viridiplantae; Streptophyta; Magnoliopsida; Rosales; Rhamnaceae
Product: ras-related protein RABH1b
Exons: 6
Coding region: 218-841 (207 amino acids)
Molecular function (GO): GTPase activity; GTP binding
Source: RefSeq, a predicted model, not a curated record
UCUGUUAAAAAAAGAAAAAGGAAAAUGUGACUGUAAAAGCAGUGACGGCUCAAUUGAGACAGAGCCCAGAGGCAUAAGCAAAACACAGCAAGAGAGGCUCAAAUCCACAAAGGAACAGAAAGCAUAUACACAAAUUUCACUCUUUCUAGCUUUUCUCUUCUAGUUCUUUUUUUCUAUUUUUUCCUCUCUUUCCUAUCUCUCUCUGGUCGUUAAAAAAAUGGCACCGGUCUCGGCUUUGGCAAAGUAUAAGUUGGUAUUCUUGGGAGAUCAAUCAGUGGGAAAAACCAGCAUCAUCACCCGCUUCAUGUAUGAUAAAUUCGACACCACUUAUCAGGCUACCAUUGGUAUUGAUUUUCUGUCAAAAACUAUGUAUCUUGAAGAUAGAACUGUUCGGCUGCAGUUAUGGGAUACUGCUGGGCAGGAAAGAUUCAGAAGUCUCAUUCCAAGCUACAUCAGGGAUUCAUCCGUUGCAGUCAUCGUAUAUGAUGUUGCAAGUCGGCAAUCAUUCCUCAACACUUCAAAGUGGAUAGAAGAGGUGCGCAGUGAGAGAGGUAGUGAUGUCAUUAUUGUUCUUGUUGGAAACAAAACUGACCUUGUUGACAAGAGGCAAGUGUCUAUAGAGGAAGCGGAGGCCAAAUCUCGUGAACUCAAUGUAAUGUUUAUUGAAACCAGUGCAAAGGCAGGUUUUAAUAUAAAGGCAUUGUUUCGGAAAAUUGCGGCAGCUUUACCAGGGAUGGAAACACUUUCUUCGACGAAACAAGAGGACAUGGUCGAUGUGAAUCUGAAAUCUACUAGCAGUGCAAACCAAUCUCAACCCCAGUCUGGUGGAUGCUCUUGUUAAUUCAACAUAUUCUGUUAAAAAAAAGAAAAAGCAUUUGGAUACAAUGUCUUCCUUCUUUUUAGUCUGGUUUUUCCAAAUCUUCAUAUCAGAUCUGUAAAUGUUUUCAUUUUGUAUUCUUUUCUAGUUUGAAAUUGUUUUUGUUAUGAGUUAUUAUACUUUUGUGUAUCUUUCUUAGGGACUCGAGCCGUCUUUAUGUGAUAGUACAAUUUUGAGGGCUUGGAGGAAGAGAUUUUGGUUUUGAUGUAUUUGUUCAUGUUGAACUAUAUCAUUAUCUGGUAGAUUUGUACUAGGAUUCAGAUUUAGAUCCUGCAUUCUAUGAACAUCAAGAUUCAAGUCAAGACGGUUGGAUUGAACCUUGUUAUUUAUUUUACAAAGAUGAUUACUCUUACUUUA